UGUUGUAUUGUGAAGAAAGCUGACGUUACGGUGCCACCCAGGAACCAGUUCUGAAGCUCUAUCUUGGCAAAUUUGAUUAACAAAGCAUUUGAUGCUAGCUUUAGAACUUUACUUGGCCAAUAACGACAGACAUCGAGGACAGAAUAAGCUGAACGGUGGUAUACAAAUGCGCGUAUUUGCCAUGCACGUUCCCGUGCCCUCAAUUCCUACAUUUUCCCACGGCGUGUGAACGCGCACGUAUGGAUUGACCUGUCAGGACUGCCGACAAGGAGAUUUCUGUGGCGGUGGUUAAUUGAAUAAUCUGAAGACUACCUGUUGACCAUGGUGUUUCCUCCCCAAGAGCCUCCCUUGUCACCUGCUGUCAUCAAACAAAUGCAGUGAACUCUUAAAACCCCGGCUCUGUUAUCAAGCAUUUCUUGCCUUAUUGCAACCACCAGCAAACCAGUACCAGCAAAUCCUCAGACAUUCUCUACCAGCUCUGCAUUUUUCCAAGUGUUUUCCUUCUUUCUUCAGAAAAACUCUGUUCCUAAAUGAUGCGCACAGACAACAAAGGCCGAAGUGCCUCCCCUCACAGGAUAACUUACAAGUCCGACUUCCAUGCGAUCAAAUGCUCCUUUGACGCUGGGAUCAGUCUAAAACCGGGGACCAAGCUGCCAACAAGCCUGUCAGAUCCCAUGAUGUCCCACAACAGCACCAGCAGCUCAACAGGCAUCAGAGGUAGGAUUCCCAGCACCAGGGGGCCAAAGAUCAGAGAUAACAUUUUCCUUCAAAUGGACAGCCAGCAGUUGAGACAGGAUGGUGGUCCGGUGCUGAGUUCAGGGUCCACACCCCUUCUUUCUCCACAAAAUUCUACCGUGCAGCUCCAAACCUCGCCUUUUCCUGGACCCAGGCGUCCAGUCAUAAGUUCCUCGUCUGUCCUGAGUACUGUAACAAGUACUUCUACUCCAGAACCACCCCUACAGGAUAAAGCAAGGGCAGAGGAAAUAUCAGAUAUUGACAGAGCAGCUCUGGCUCAGAAGUUCUCUGUGACCAGGAAGUUGUUUGAGACCAAGAUGAUGGAUGUCGGAGGACAGGUUUCAAAAUCGGUGACGAGCAGAGGAAAGGCAGAUGGGAAAGGAGAAGUCAACCAGGUGGAAAUUGUAGAAGAGGCAAGCGGGAAUAAGAUGUGCUCAGCAGAGGAUGGCUCCAUUAAAGACAAAUCCAUAAACCAUAUCGUAAAUAUUUCCUCGCUGAAUCCUCCUGCAGCGGUGUCGCCGACAAGGCACCUUAAAUCUCUCGUAUUGGACAACCUCAGUGAAGCAGACAACAAAUCUCUUUCCUGCCAUGACAAUCUCGAUCCAACCACAGGAUCGCCAACAGAGGAAGAAGGAGCAACUAUUGACCCUGACUUGACUCCCGAGGAGACACUGAGGGCAGAACUAGUCAACAUAAAGAAUGAGUCAUCAGAAAGUGAUGAGAAUGGAGAAGAGAAGGAGUGGAAAGAGGACAAAAAUAAGCUUAAGAGUGACGCGGAAGAGCACUUGAACAAAGCUGCAGCAGACAGUGUGGAGGCCCUGGUGGAUGAUGUGUUUGAGGAACCCAGAGUGGAAACAGCACCAGGAGAAGAUAAACUAAGAAUUUCCUCAGAGGAAUACCAGAAAGAGUUAUCAGUGGGUGCGCAGAGGAAAAGAGUGACUGAGAACGGCAGUGAAGGCAGAAAAGACAAGUAUCAGCAGGUGAAUGAACAACGGGAGGGUGAAAGGGAGGAGCAGAACAGACUCGCAUGGGUUGACGGAGAAGGAGACGUGAAGAUGGAUGCAAAAGUGGAAGAAAGUGUUGAAGUGAAAGAGGGAGUCGUGGUGCAAGAGGCGGUUGUUGACGGGGAACCUGAUGGAACGGAGAGAAGUGGAGAGAAGGAAUGCAUACGAGAGGAGGGAAUGACUGGAAAAGAGGAGCUUGCCACUCAGAUCAAGCAUGUGGGUGAUGAUAGAGAAGGAGGAAAAGAGGACCAGGCAGGAGCUGCAGCAAUCCGUGGGAUCGAGAACGAGGCUUUUGUGUACGAACAGGAACCAAAGUCUCAUCCAGAGCUUUCGCCAUCUUUAGGAGAAGACUGUACAGAAAAUGAGCCUUUAGAGGAGUAUGAGGAAAUUCCAGGUGUGCCUGAACUGACCAAGCAGGAGGAGGAGGAUGCUGCAAGGAGGAAGGUCAGGUUCUCCUCCGCACCAAUCAAGGUGUACAGCACGUAUUCCAACGCAGACUACGACAGACACAAUGAGGAUAUCGACCCAGUGUCCGCCUCGGCUGAGUUUGAGCUGGAGAAGAGAGUGGACAGGAUGAACGUCUUUCCAGUGGAGAUAGAAAAGGGAGACGAUGGACUGGGCAUCAGUAUCAUAGGAAUGGGUGUGGGGGCCGACCAGGGACUGGAAAAACUGGGAAUCUUUGUCAAGACGGUCACGGAAGGAGGAGCAACUCAGAAGGAUGGAAGGAUUCAGGUGAAUGACCAGAUAGUGGAGGUGGAUGGAGUGAGUUUGGUAGGAGUGUCCCAGCUGUUUGCAGCCACAGUCCUCAAGAAUACAUCAGGCCUCGUCAAGUUUCUGAUUGGCCGAGAGAAGGAGGGGGUGGAGAGCGAGGUUGCGCGACUGAUCAACGAAAGCCUGGAAAUGGAUAAAACGCACACUGGAAAGAGGGAUGAGGGCAAUGAUGGCAGCAUGUCAGAGAACGGCUCAGUGGUUGAAGAGGAGGAAGAAGAAGAAGAAGAGGAGGAGGAGGAGGAGGAGGAUGUGGAUGUGUCUGUGCUCUCCAGUUUGGACAACUGCCAGCUCUGCCUCAAAUUCCAGCAGCUUCAGUCAAAACUGCGGAGAAGAACGAGCCAACUUCAGCGCGCUAGGGAAAAGUUAAAAGCUUGGGAGGAACUCCAAGCCUGCUGGGAGAGCCAGAGAACCGAGCUGGAGCAGAGAGCAGAGGAUGGAGAGGAGAAAGCUGACAAACUAGAGAAGUAUUGGCAGGAGGCCCAGACACUAUGCAGAGUUGUGAGCCAGCGACUGGCUGAUGCCCAGAGCCAGUCUGAAAGCCUGGAGAUCAAAUACAGCAAGGCCAAGAGACUAGUCAGAGAAUACCAGAGCAGAGAGGAGGAGAGGGAGAAAAGGGAGGCAGAUUUGAGGAGAGAAAUGGAGGAAAGAGACGAGCAGCACAGAGAGACUGUUGAAAGGCUGCAAAUCCAGAUGGCACAGCUAGGGAUAAAAGAGCCUGCACCCCAGACGAAAAACCACUCUGUGGACUCUUCAGUCGCAGGUCCAGACUGGUACAUCCCAGUUCCUGAUACAGGACGACUAGACUCCAGCGCUCAGCUCGCCAGAGCUCAGCUGGCCCAGAAAGCCAAGCGGCACCCGCCUUCACGAGACAAACUCAGAGAGAGCUUCAAAAAGCAGGAGGAAGGCGUAGUCCAGAAGCCCCAGGACGGCCAACAGUCGCUGCCUGCUCCCAUGGCGGUGCCAAGCAUCAGAAACGACCUGUCCAGCACCUCGUCGGCCCCCGUGUUCAGCCCUCAGCCUCUGAACAGCUCCUUCCAAACCCCUCCCGUCUACAUCACUCACACCGACACUCCUUCACCGUGCAAAUCCUCGGCGUCCAGAAAAUCCAAAAGGAAAUUUCCUGACCUCAGUGGCCUUCGCAAGUCUCUCAGCAAAAGGAGAAGCGAAAAGCACAGCAGACGGUCGACAAACAGCAGGGGCUCGUGUGGUGACCUGGUAGAUGAGCCAUCUGGAGUAUCUCCCACGGGCUCCAUCACCUCCAUGCCCUCUUGUCUGCCUUUUCCCUGGUUCGGAGACAGAGGGAGAGAAAAAGGGGAAGAAGGCGAGAAGAUCCGGGAGCGGCUUCGGUCUGUGUCCAGCAGCAGUUUGCCGUACCUGACCACCACAGGCAGGAGAGAUCAGAGUAUUGGCUCCCCAGUGGGCAGCUCCAGCAUGGUGGGUCAUGUCUCUGAUCACUCCCUUUCUGGACACUCUCACACUUUCGCCUUUUCCUCCACCGAGACGUUGGACGAUGAUCCAGUCCCGACCAACAACAACCACCAGUGGCAAAGUCGACCGGUGUUGGAGUGGAACAGCCAGCAGGUGUGUCUGUGGCUGAUCGCCAUGAGGAUGGAUCAAUACACAUCAGAGUUUGCUGCCAAAGGUGUGGAUGGGACACAGCUGCUCAACAUGGACAGUGAGAAACUGAAGGCUCUGGGCGUGUGCAGCCACAGUGACCGGUCCACCCUCAAAAAGAAGCUGAAGGAGAUGAAGAAAAGAGAGGAGAAAGAACAGAGGAAAGGAGAGAAGAGGCUAAAGCAGGAAAAGGAGAAUGCAGUUUUGGACAAGGAGGGUGAGGGCAAAGAGAAUGCGAGGGCGGUGGUGGAGGAGAAGCCUCUAACAGAAAUCGGACGUAGCGGCAAAACUGUAAGAACCGAGUCGCUCUUGUAAAGGAAAGGCCAGUGAAGUCAGACAUACACCAGCAGCAGCAUCGCGCACACACAGGAGCAUUUGAACCUUUUUCUGUUGAUCCACUGCAAACAUCCUGUUGUUCACAUCUUAGGAUUUAAGAUACAGAACACCAGUUGGGAUCUUUAAACCAGAAAUCAACCCCAGCACCAAAGUUCAAAAUUCAGACAUUUUAUCUGUUUCUGUGUGCAAGAAUUAAUUGUCUUAUAGUGAUUUUUUUUAAUUCAUAAAUAUAAAUUAUCCUUAGAAUGAUUUUAAUAUUUAACAAUGUGCACUCUGUAUUUGCUGUAAAUGCUUUUUUUAUGUAUUAAUAAAUAAUGCUUCAAACUUUCUCAUUCAAGUCUGCUUUAACCACAUAAGAGGACACAUGAUGGCAUUUAAUUAUGUUUUUUUUUUUUUAUUCAAGACACACCUUGUUCGCUCCGACACUCUUCUCGAUCUGCAGCCAGUGAUUAAAAGAUGAGCUCUGCAGUGACAAACUAAGUGCUGUGGAUAAGUUACAGUAUCGGUGUCAUCUGAGGCAUUUUGAGUGUGGGGAAAAAGUGCAUCAGCGUUUAAGUCGGAUGCACAGAACACAAGACAGAAUAAAA
Molecule: messenger RNA, 5047 nt
Organism: Mugil cephalus (flathead mullet)
Lineage: Eukaryota; Metazoa; Chordata; Actinopteri; Mugiliformes; Mugilidae
Product: neurabin-1-like
Exons: 19
Coding region: 531-4439 (1302 amino acids)
Biological process (GO): calcium-mediated signaling; actin filament organization; neuron projection development
Cellular component (GO): dendrite; cytoplasm; actin cytoskeleton
Molecular function (GO): actin filament binding
Source: RefSeq, a predicted model, not a curated record